CACUUCCGGCCAGGCCCGGGUCGGGCAUCCAUAACCACCGGGGGGCCGCGAUCCGGAAAAGCCGGAAGCGGCCGGCCCGGAGAAGGGUUGACGGACGCUGUGUAGGCGCAGGGAGGGCCCGAGCCUUGCAGCCUGCGCUCCGCUCAGUCCCGCCGCGGCGCUGGCCGGGACUACACUUCCCAGGACGCUUUGCGGUGGCUGCACACGCCCACUUCCGGCAGCGGCCCGCGGCCCGGGUUGGUGCGGCCCGGCGGUGUCGGGGUCUCGGCGGCCGGGGUGGGCGCGGGGCGGGGCGGGGCCGGCUGGACGCCGGGCGUGCCCGGGGCGGGAGGGGGAGCGAGCGCGCGCGCCGCGCAGACAUGCAGGGGGAGGCGGGCACGGGUAGGAGCGCGGGGUCCCGCGGGCAGGAGUCCCCGCCGCGGCGAGGCGCCCCCAGCACAAAGCCCGGGGCGGGCCGGGGCCGGACUGCGGGGACCCCGACUGCCUUCGUCCGUCCAGCCCGGGGAAGGCCGCGCGGGAGGAAUGGGCUCCCGUCCAAGAGCCAGCGAGGAGCGGUGACGACGGGGCCUGAGAACCGAGCUCUGCCUUCCAGAGGCCCUGCGCUUCUCCAGGACAGGAGGCAGAAGCAGGAGGCCUCGGGGACAGGACCUGAACUGAAAGCCUUGUCUCGGAGCUUGGUGACGUUCGGGGACGUGGCCGUAGAUUUCUCCCAAGAGGAGUGGGAGUGGCUGAACUCGGCUCAGAGGAACCUGUACAGGAGCGUGAUGUUGGAGAACUACAGGAACCUGGCCUCUCUGGGACUCUGCGUUUCCAAGCCCGAUAUGAUCUCCUCGUUGGAACAGAGGAAAGAGCCCUGGAUGGUGAAGAGAAGGCUGACAAGAGGCCGGGGCCCAGAUUUGGAGGCAGGGCCAGAGACCAAGGAGUUACCCGCGAAGAAGGACAGCUGUAAAGAAAAGUUGUCCCAGGUGGUGAUCAUGGAGAGACUCACAAACCACAGUCUGGAACGCUCCAUAUUAGGGGAAGACUUGGAUUAUGGUGCUCUGCUUGAGAGGCCGCCGGGCUUGGUGACCAUCACGAACAUGGCCGUAGACUUCUCCCAGCAGCUGGACCCAGCUCAGAAGAGUUUCUGUAAGAAUGUGAUGUGGGAGAAUCGUAGUGACCUGGGGUCCGUAGGGCCCUGUGUGUCUAAGGCCAACUUGGUCUCUCUGCUGCAGCAAGAGAAGGAGCCCUGGAUGGUGGACAGAGAGCUGCCGAAGGGCCUGGGGUCAGGUCAACAAUCUAUACAUGAGACCCAGGAAUUAUUUCUAAAGCAGGAUUCAUUUGCUGAAGUAACAGACAGAACUUCAAACACUAAUUUGGAGUGUUCCACUUUCAGAGAAAAUUGGGAUUCUGAGGGUGUGUUUGAAAGGAAGCUGGUAGGUCAGGAGACACAAUUCAGGCAAGAGACAAUCGCUCAUAACAAGAUGCUCUCGAAGGAAAGAGAACGUACUUUUAACAAAUCUGGAAGAUGGUUUCAUUUGGACAUUUCAGAAGAGAGAGUUCAUAAUCAUGAUUCAGUGAAGAAAAAUUUCCCCAAAAAUUCAGUGGUAAUAAGACAUACAGGAAUUUAUGCAGGAAAAAAACUUUUCAAAUGUAAUGAAUGUAAGAAAACUUUUACCCAGAGCUCAUCCCUUACUGUUCAUCAGAGAAUUCAUACUGGAGAGAAACCCUAUAAAUGUAACGAAUGUGGAAAGGCCUUCAGUGACGGCUCAUCCUUUGCUAGACAUCAGAGAUGUCACACUGGCAAGAAGCCUUAUGAAUGUAUUGAAUGUGGGAAAGCCUUCAUACAGAACACAUCCCUUAUCCGUCAUUGGAGAUAUUACCACACUGGGGAGAAACCCUUUGAUUGCAUCGAUUGUGGGAAAGCCUUCAGUGAUCACAUAGGACUUAAUCAACAUAGGAGAAUUCAUACUGGAGAGAAACCCUACAAAUGUGAUGUAUGUGACAAAUCCUUUAGGUAUGGCUCAUCCCUUACUGUGCAUCAAAGGAUUCAUACUGGAGAAAAACCAUAUGAAUGUGAUGUUUGCAGAAAAGCCUUCAGCCAUCAUGCAUCACUCACUCAACAUCAAAGAGUGCAUUCUGGAGAAAAGCCUUUUAAAUGUAAAGAGUGUGGGAAAGCUUUUAGGCAGAAUAUACACCUUGCUAGUCAUUUGAGGAUCCAUACUGGGGAGAAGCCCUUCGAAUGUGGGGAAUGUGGUAAAUCCUUCAGCAUCAGUUCCCAGCUGGCUACUCACCAGAGAAUUCAUACUGGAGAGAAGCCCUAUGAAUGUAAGGUUUGUAGUAAAGCAUUCACCCAGAAGGCUCACCUUGCACAGCACCAGAAAACUCAUACGGGAGAGAAACCAUAUGAAUGUAAGGAAUGUGGUAAAGCCUUCAGCCAAACCACACACCUCAUUCAACACCAGAGAGUUCAUACUGGAGAGAAACCCUACAAAUGUGUCGAAUGUGGGAAGGCCUUUGGUGAUAACUCAUCCUGUACUCAACAUCAGAGGCUUCACACUGGCCAAAGACCUUAUGAAUGUAUUGAAUGUGGGAAGGCAUUCAAGACAAAGUCAUCCCUUAUUUGUCAUCGCAGAAGUCAUACAGGAGAAAAACCUUACGAAUGUAGUGCAUGUGGCAAAGCCUUUAGCCAUCGUCACAAAAUCUCAACCCUUACCCUUCAUCAGAGAAUUCAUACUGGAGAGAAACCCUAUGAAUGUGUUGAAUGUGGGAAAGCCUUCAGCCAGAGUGCCCACCUUGCUCAACACCAGAGAGUUCACACAGGAGAAAAACCCUUUGAAUGUACUGAAUGUGGGAAAGCCUUCAGUCAGAAUGCUCAUCUUAUUCAGCACCAGAGAGUUCAUACUGGAGAAAAGCCUUAUCAAUGUAAGCAAUGUAACAAAGCCUUCAGCCAGCUUGCACAUCUCGCUCAACAUCAGAGAGUUCAUACUGGAGAGAGACCCUAUGAAUGUAUUGAAUGUGGGAAGGCUUUCACUGAUCACAUAGGACUUAUUCAGCAUAAGAGAAUUCAUACUGGAGAGAGACCUUACAGAUGUAAUGUGUGUGGGAAGGCUUUUAGCCAUGGCUCAUCCCUGACUGUACAUCAGAGAAUUCAUACAGGAGAGAAACCUUAUGAGUGUAACAUCUGUGAGAAAGCCUUUAGCCAUCGUGGCUCACUUACUCUCCAUCAAAGAGUUCAUACUGGAGAAAAACCCUACGAGUGUAAGGAAUGUGGGAAAGCUUUUCGGCAGAGCACACAUCUUGCUCAUCAUCAGAGAAUUCAUACUGGAGAGAAACCCUACGAAUGUAAGGAAUGCAGCAAAACUUUCAGCCAGAAUGCGCACCUUGCACAACAUCAGAAAAUACACACUGGAGAGAAACCAUAUGAAUGUAAGGACUGUGGUAAGGCCUUCAGUCAAAUUGCACACCUUGUUCAACACCAGAGAGUUCAUACUGGCGAGAAGCCUUACGAAUGUACUGAGUGUGGGAAGGCCUUUAGUGAUGGUUCCUAUCUUGUUCAACAUCAGAGACUCCACACUGGCAAGAGACCAUAUGAAUGUCUUGAAUGUGGAAAGGCCUUCAGACAGAGGGCAUCCCUGAUUUGUCACCAGAGGUGUCAUACAGGCGAGAAACCUUAUGAAUGUAAUGUUUGUGGGAAAGCCUUUAGCCAUCGUAAAUCCCUUACACUACAUCAAAGAAUUCAUACAGGAGAGAAACCUUACGAGUGUAAGGACUGUAGCAAAGCCUUCAGCCAGAUUGCCCAUCUUACACUACAUAAGAGAAUUCAUACUGGAGAAAGGCCCUAUGAAUGUAAAGAAUGUGGGAAAGCCUUCAGGCAGAGUGUACAUCUCACUCAUCAUCAACGAAUUCAUACUGGAGAGUCAUCCUCGAUUAUUCCCUCCUCCUCACUCCCAUACCACCAAGUCCUCUAGAUUCAAUCUCCUGAAGGCCUCUAGAGUCCAUCCACUUUUUCCCAGUCUAUGUCCCAUUAUCAUAGUCUAAGUGGUAACCAUCUCAUUUUUAUGUUUACAACAGUGUUACAAACAUUUACCCUCUAGCUCCCCUCAAGUGCAUUUUUAACACUGUAGCCAGCUUAAUCUUUUAAAAAUAAAAGUCAUUAUUCAUGUUA
This is a messenger RNA of Panthera uncia (snow leopard), 4147 nucleotides long. RefSeq names its product zinc finger protein 470. Bases 360 to 3950 code for a protein of 1196 amino acids. Gene Ontology annotation, biological process: regulation of transcription by RNA polymerase II. The record is from RefSeq and is a predicted model, not a curated record. Gene Ontology annotation, cellular component: nucleus. Gene Ontology annotation, molecular function: DNA-binding transcription factor activity; RNA polymerase II cis-regulatory region sequence-specific DNA binding. NCBI's taxonomy places the organism in Eukaryota, Metazoa, Chordata, Mammalia, Carnivora, Felidae. The transcript is spliced from 10 exons.